CGAGGAAGGCGGCCGCUGCUGCUUUUUCGGACAGGGUUGAAGUAGGAAGCACUUGUCCUGUUGCAAGAGUAUUUGGAUACCUGAUACCUUUCUUCUAGCCUUAGAUGGGAGUUUGCAACACGGGACGCUGAUUCGGUGGUCUCUGAGCUGGGGAGUUUGACCUUAUUGACAGAGACAUUUAAGGCUCUUCUGUGUGGCACUUCAGAAUGAUGGAUCAAGCGAGAUCAGCAUUCUCUAACUUGUUCAGUGGAGAACCAUUGUCAUAUACCAGGUUUAGUCUGGCUCGGCAAGUGGAUGGCGAUAACAGUCACGUGGAGAUGAAACUAGCUGCAGAUGAGGAGGAAAAUGCUGACAGCAGCGUGGCCGGCAGCCACACCAGGGUCACAGCGCCCAAAAGGCUCAAUGGGUAUAUCUGCUAUGGGGCUGUGGCUGUGAUCAUCUUUUUCCUGAUUGGAUUUAUGAUUGGCUACUUGGGCUAUUGUAAACGUGUAGACCCAAAUGCCGAUUGUCAGAGACCGGCAGGAACAGCGUCUUCGUGCCCAGAGGAGACAGAGCCCUCCGAAUCAGAAGAGCAGCUGCCCGAAACACCUCACAUAUUUUGGACGGACCUCAAAUCAACGUUGUCGGAGAGACUGGAUGCCAUAGAUUUCACCACUACCAUCAAGAUGCUGAAUGAAAAUUCUUACAUCCCUCGUGAGGCUGGAUCUCAGAAAGAUGAAAGGCUUGCUUUUUUCAUUGAAAAUCAAUUCCGUGAACUUAAACUCAGCAAAGUCUGGCAUGAUGAACAUUUUGUUAAGAUUCAGGUCAAAGGCAGCAAUACUUACAACUCAGUGGCCAUAGUGAAUACAAGCGGCAACAGCAGUACGACAGACCUGGUGGAGCAUCCCGAGGGUUAUGUGGCGUACAGUAAGGCGACGACAGUUACUGGUAAACUGGUCCAUGCUAAUUUUGGCACUAAAAAAGACUUUGAGGAUUUAAACAUGUCUGUGAACGGAUCUUUAGUGAUUGUCAGAGCAGGGAAAAUCACUUUUGCCGAAAAGGUUGCAAAUGCUGAAAGUUUCAAUGCACUUGGUGUCUUGAUAUACCUGGAGCACAGUGAUUUUCCCGUUGUUGAGGCAGACCUCCCUGUGUUCGGACAUGCUCAUCUGGGAACAGGGGACCCUUACACACCUGGAUUCCCUUCUUUCAAUCACACUCAGUUCCCACCGUCCCAGUCGUCGGGGUUGCCUAACAUACCUGUCCAGACAGUUUCCAGAGCCGCUGCGGAAAAGCUAUUUCAAAAUAUGGAAAGAGACUGUCCUUCUAUCUGGGGAGUGGACUCUUCAUGUAAGCUGGUAUCCGCACAGAACAAAAAUGUGAAGCUCACUGUGAACAAUGUGCUGAAAGAGAUAAGAAUUCUUAACAUCUUUGGAGUUAUUAAGGGCUUUGAAGAACCAGAUCGCUAUGUUAUAGUAGGGGCCCAGAGGGAUGCCUGGGGUCCUGGAGCUGCAAAGUCCAGUGUAGGAACAAGUCUCCUGUUGAAACUUGCCCAGAUACUUUCUGAUAUGGUCUCAAAAGGUCAGUUUAAACCCAGCAGGGGCAUCGUCUUCGCCAGCUGGAGUGGGGGAGACUUUGGAGCUAUUGGUGCCACUGAAUGGCUAGAGGGAUACCUUGCCUCUUUGCAUUUAAAGGCUUUUACUUACAUUAAUCUGGAUAAAGCUGUUCUUGGUACCAAAAAGUUCAAAGUUUCUUCCAGCCCACUGUUGUAUUCACUUAUUGAGAAGAUGAUGCAAGAUGUGAAACAUCCACUUACCAGCCAGUCUCUGUAUCAGGACAGCAACUGGAUCAACAAGGUGGAGAAGCUUUCUUUUGAUGAUGCUGCUUUCCCUUUCCUUGCAUACUCUGGAAUCCCUGCGGUCUCUUUCUGUUUUUGUGAGGACAAAGAUUACCCUUACUUGGGUACUCCCAAGGACACCUAUGAGAUGCUGACCCGGCAAGUUAAUGACUUAAACAAAAUGGCACGAGUGGCAGCAGAAGUAGCCGGUCAGCUUGUGAUUAAACUCACCCACGAUGUUGAAUUGCACCUGAACUAUGAGAUGUAUAAUGACAAGAUACUUUGGUUUGUGAGGGAAAUAAACCAGUUCAGAGCAGACAUGAAGGAGAUGGGUCUGAAUAUGCAGUGGCUGUAUUCUGCUCGUGGAGACUUCUUCCGUGCUACGUCGAAACUAACAACAGAUUAUAAUAAUGCUGAGAGAACAAACAGAUUUGUCAUGAGGGAAAUCAAUGACCGUAUCAUGAAAGUGGAAUAUCACUUCCUCUCACCCUAUGUGUCGCCGAGAGAAUCUCCUUUCCGACACAUCUUCUGGGGCUCUGGUGCUCACACGCUGCCAGCUUUGCUAGAGCACUUGAGGCUGCGUCGGAAUAAGGGUGCUUUUAACGAAACGCUGUUGAAAAACCAGUUGGCUCUGGCAACUUGGACUAUUCAGGGAGCUGCAAAUGCCCUCUCUGGUGACAUCUGGGACAUUGACAAUGAAUUUUAAAUGUGAUACCUGUAACGUAUUUAUCAGGGUAGUGUGGUUUCUAGACUUGUGUUGGUUGUGCUAAAUUUUCAGUAGGGCUGCAAAACCUAAUAUUGUUAAAAAUCUACCCAAUCUUGGUACUACUAGAUGGCUUUAGGCAGCAGCUUUUGAUCCAGGGUAGGUACCUGCACUUCAUGUUAAAGUGAAUAACCACUUAAAAAAAAUGUUCGUGAUAGAAUGUUUUCUCUGAUUAUCUCUAGAACUUUAAGUGCUUUGUAAUAGUAACCGCCUCUUUCCUGUUACAGUUAGGAAAAAGUCAGAACCAGUGAACGUGAACUAUUGCUCUAAAUCCUAUGAUAUGAACUGGUAUCUUUUGAACUCGAGGAGGAAGGCGACGCCUGCUGGAGGUGGUCCUCCGUCUUCGUCUGAUGCUAGACGGGAGAUACCAGGCUGUAAGGCUUUACUCUCUGCCUUCUUUAAGGAUUUAGCUGGUUUCCACAUCUGAAAGUGAAGCAGUUCACUUUCAGAAGAGAUGGGACUUGUUUUCUUGCCAUUGAGGUCUGAAAUGGAGGUCCUUCAGCUGCAUAAAAUGAGGUUCAACUGCUUAUCACAGGAGUAAGGCCUUAAUGUGUUAACCUCAGGAUUAUGUAUGAAAAGAGGAGACCAGAAGCCAAAGACCUAGUAUAUUUUCUUUUCCUCUGUCCUUUGUCCCAUAAACCUUUGUUAGCUUUUUGUUGUUUUUGUUUUUGCCAAGGUAUUUUGAAAGAGAACCGAUUUUUAGAUGUUUAAUUUCAAACUCAGUUUGUCAGAUGUUAAAGAACACACUGCCAAAUUUUGGCCAAAGUGUUAAUUUUUUGGAAAAGCUUCCUGUCAUUUUGGCACUGAGAUAUUUAUUGUUUAUUUAUCAGUGACAGAGUUCACUAUAAAUGGUGUUUUUUUUUUAUAGAAGAUAAUUAUCGGAAGCAGUGCCUUCCAUAAUUAUGACAGUUAUACUGUCGUUUUUUUUUAAAUAAAAGCAGCAUCUGCUAAUAAAACCCAACAGAUACUGGAAGUUUUGCAUUUGUGGUCAACACGUAAGGGUGUCAGAAAACAACCACAAGUCAGAUAACAUUGUAAAGCUAAGUCUUGGAGAAGAAUUAAAUGUAAUUAGUGGUUGCUAAUCAAGUUAAACUUCUGUUUAGCUGACCAGAUAAACAUGCAGUUCUCCUAAAUGCAGUGAAGUGUGACCAAGUUAUAAAUUAAUGUCACUUAAAAGCUGUGAUUGUACUCACAGUUUUACAGCUCAGUUUAUCCAAGGUGUAGCUUUAAUUCGAAUUUUGCAGAAUUUCCAGUACCUCUGUCACAACCCUAACGCACAUUAUCGGGAGCAGUGUCUCCCAUAAUGUAUGAGAACAAGGUAGUUUUUGCCUACCACAGUGUCUGUAUCGGAGACAGUGAUCUCCAUAUGCUACACUAAGGGUGUACGUAAUUAUCGGGAACAGUGUUUCCCAUAAUUUUCUUCAUGCAAUGACAUCUUCAAAGCUUGAAGAUCGUUAGUAUCUAACAUGUAUUCCCAGCUCCCUGUAAUUCUCUCUCUUUUAGUUUUAGUUGCAGAAACAUGUUGAGGUCAUUAAGCAUAUGGUGGCUAACUUCAACCCCUGUAAAAUAAAAUUACUUCCUUCAGGAUUCUUUGUUUUUAAACCUAAUGUUGUGUGUUGGUAUAUUUGUGGUUUCCCUGGGUCUUCUGUUUAGCGGAAUAGUAGCAUACGUUUAUAAUGUUUGCUGUUGUCAAAUGAAUUUAACUUUAUCCCCUUGUUUGCAUGUCCUCUUAGUUCACACAAGUUUGAAUCCAGAAUUGACCUUUUAGCUCAAAGCAGGGGAAACUUGUAUAGGAGUUUGGGGGGAGGGGGGAGUGAAGGGUGUGGGGAAAUGAAGCUUGCAGUAGGGGCUUUGAUCAUGUCUCCCCAGCCAUUAGCAUUUGGUGGCUAUAAGUUAAACGUAGAUGUGAACAAAUGAGUUUGAGGCUACAUCAGUUAGGACUUGAUUUUCUACUCAGCCAAAACCUGAAAUCAGCUGUUCUAAGGCAGUUCAAUACUGUCACCUAAGAAAAAGUCCAUAGGGUCUCUUAAGGUUCUUAACCUUCCUGUCAUGUGUGUAAGUUAAAAUAGAUCUAGAUUAAUACAGCCUCACUGAUUGGACUAUUCACAGUCUAUGUUAGUCUACACAGUGUUUUAUCUUGAACUGAUAUUUAGUGUAAGUGAAAAGGUCGUAGCUGGGAUUCUUGGUUUGAGUAUCGUGCUUUAUCAUAUUUUAAUGAAAGUUCAGUGACUUCAAGGCAUAUUAUGAAUAAUGGGCAUACAUUUCACAGCAGUAAAUCUCUUUAAAAAACUUUUCUGUAGUUAGGAUUAAGUUAUUUACAGUCAAACAAGUCAGUAAGUGGUACGGGGCUUCAUAUUCCUGAAUGAAAUGUUUACCUGACUAGUGACAACCAGCGGGUCAGAUGUUUUCUGGUUUUAGGUGUCAUGUGCAUUUUGAAGGUAAAGAAUGAAAUGAGUGAGCUUUGUCAUGAUGCACUGUUUCAGAACUUGCAUGACCUUUAUUGUUUCCUCUCACGUGUUCUUGAAAUUUCAGUUGGCUAAAGAUGGCUUAUUAGACUUGCCAGCUUACUGUUCAGCUGUGCCUUGUGAACAAGUGAUAUGCCCUUAUAACUGUGUAUGAUCUGGUAUGUGCAGUUCCUUAUCUGAUUUAAUAAAAUGCUUGA
Messenger RNA from Hippopotamus amphibius kiboko, 5238 nucleotides. RefSeq names its product transferrin receptor (gene TFRC). Gene Ontology annotation, biological process: intracellular iron ion homeostasis; transferrin transport. NCBI's taxonomy places the organism in Eukaryota, Metazoa, Chordata, Mammalia, Artiodactyla, Hippopotamidae. The transcript is spliced from 19 exons. Gene Ontology annotation, molecular function: transferrin receptor activity. Bases 207 to 2519 code for a protein of 770 amino acids. The record is from RefSeq and is a predicted model, not a curated record. Gene Ontology annotation, cellular component: external side of plasma membrane.